Molecule: messenger RNA, 564 nt
Organism: Micromonas pusilla CCMP1545
Lineage: Eukaryota; Viridiplantae; Chlorophyta; Mamiellophyceae; Mamiellales; Mamiellaceae
Exons: 1
Coding region: 1-564 (187 amino acids)
Source: RefSeq, a predicted model, not a curated record
AUGAGCCAGCGCCCGACGUUCCACUACGACGCCGGCGCGCGAUCCCGCGACCGCGACGUCGCGUUCAACGACGUCGCCGCGGGCGCGGCGUCCCCGCACGCGCCCGUCCGGAUGGCGCACCGCGCGGUCGCCUCCGACGUGUACACCCAGAUGCUGAUCCACUACAACGCGUACUUCGCGCUCGCGUGGUGGAUCGCGACAGUGACGAGCACGCUGUUCAAGACCAAGGGGAGCGCGACGGACGACGACGACGUGCGGCCGGUGAUGAUCGCGAUGUUCAUGAUCUUCGAGCCGUGCCGUCUGUACUGCGGCUACGCGGGGAACUUGCAGGAGAAGAUUCCGCUCAUGGCGGGGUUCGUGCUUCUGUCCUUCUUCGUCGUGCUGCCGCUGCACGCGUACUUUUGGUGGGGGCAAGACGACGCGUCGCCGUUCGAUAAGUCGUUGAACAACUUCGCGUGCGUGUUGAUAUUCUUAGAGUGCAUCACGGGGGUGAACGCCGCGAGGAAGACGCUCGCGGCGCAGAGUUUGGCGUUUUACAUGAGCGGCGGCGUCGACGGGCGGUGA